AGAGCCGAAGUUGCUGCAUUUAGCUGGGAGUGGGCGGGUGCAGAGUACAGACAAGCCUCCCUGCGCUCUCCCUGCCCCUCCCUGCUCCCGGAGACACAAGAGCCCGAGCUCUCUGCCCGCGGUCUCUUCCCCCAGCCGCCGCCGCCGCCGAGAUGCCGUCCUCCGUUCUGGAGCUAAUGAACGGCCAGGUGCUCCCCGCCUUCCUGCUCUGCAGCGCGCUGCUGGUCAUCAAAAUGUACGCGGUGGCCGUUAUCACCGGCCAAGUGAGGCUGCGGAAGAAGGCUUUUGCCAACCCCGAGGACGCUCAGAGACACGGAGGCCUCCAGUAUUGCCGGAACGACCCAGAUGUGGAACGCUGCCUCAGAGCCCACCGGAACGACAUGGAGACCAUCUACCCCUUCCUGUUCCUGGGCUUUGUGUACUCCUUCCUCGGACCGAACCCCUUCAUCGCCCGGAUGCACUUCCUGGUCUUCUUCCUGGGCCGCAUGAUACACACCGUGGCCUACCUGGGGAAACUGCGGGCACCCACCCGCUCCCUGGCCUACACCCUGGCCCAGCUCCCCUGCGCCUCCAUGGCCCUGCAGAUUGUCUGGGAGGCAGCCCGCCAUCUGUGACCAGCCGUGGACACCACCUCGGCCGCCAGACCACUGGCCAUGAGCCACCGGGGCUGAACCUGGGGGACCGAUGGCCCCUUUGAGAUUGUGACAGGCCCCGGGGCCGGGUUUCCUGGCAACUGGCUGAGCACGCGAUCUUGGCCCCAGGGGGCCUGUGUGUGUUUGCCCGUGUGUCCCCUGGAUUCCUGGGUGAAGCGGCUGGUUUGGAACUGUUUAGAGAUGGACUGUCACGAUUGAUAGAAAAUUCUUCCACUGUAAAAACCUCCCUCCCUCCCUCCUCCUCCCCAACGCUGGAAAAAGCGAACAGAGACUCAGUUCACGUUUUGGAACCUAACGACCUUCUGAAUCCAGGGAUGUAAUAAAUGAGGAGUUCUCACCUCCACCGCA
Capra hircus (goat) is the source of this 1001-nucleotide messenger RNA. It is a transcript of the gene PTGES, whose product is annotated as prostaglandin E synthase. The record is from RefSeq and is a predicted model, not a curated record. The transcript is spliced from 3 exons. Gene Ontology annotation, cellular component: membrane. Bases 153 to 614 code for a protein of 153 amino acids. NCBI's taxonomy places the organism in Eukaryota, Metazoa, Chordata, Mammalia, Artiodactyla, Bovidae. Gene Ontology annotation, biological process: prostaglandin biosynthetic process. Gene Ontology annotation, molecular function: prostaglandin-E synthase activity.